CAUAUCAGAACUGCAGAAUAACGAGUUCGGAUUAAUUAUAGGAAAUUACUAUGAGAUGAAUUAAAAGGCAAUGAAAAAUUCCUUUACAAAUUUGUAAGGUAAAUCUCUUUUGGAAAAUGGCUGCCGAAGACUCUGAUAAAAUAAAUCUGCCGGAGAAUAUAACUAUUGCAAAUGAAGACAUCACGGAAAUAGCCGAGACAUCAUUUAAAGAAAAAUCAGUGAAAUCCAAAAGAAAAACUCCCUACUAUGGCAAACUUGUUCGAGGUCUUUUAAAUCGUAAAAGACAACGCCGACUUCAUCGUCGACAGCUCAUAUAUAAAAAAUUCAUGAAUUCUGAUGAUUUCCGAUCAAAAAUGGACAACGAAAAACCAGAUUCAAAUGAUACUAAUUCGGAAAGUUUUAGUAUGCGGAGGAGUGCUUCGUACAGCGAGGCACUCAAUGAUAUCAGUUUUAAUGUUAGUGAACAAUCUUCCAGUGUCUUUCCUAAUCCGAAUGUUUCUUACGAACUGAAAAUAUCGUCGGAGAUGCGCGCAUCCGCUGCCACACUAAGACAAUCGACAGAUGAGUUGCUUCCCACAGACGAGACUAGAGAUUCAUGGGACAACAAAGUCCAGUAUUUACUAGCUGCAAUCGGUUUAGCUGUCGGUCUUGGUAAUGUCUGGAGGUUUCCUUAUCUAGCUCAAAAGAAUGGUGGAGGUGCUUUUCUACUUCCUUAUGUUAUAAUGUUGUUUGUAGAAGGUCUUCCGAUAUUCUUUUUGGAAGUCGCUCUCGGCCAACGCAUGCGAAGAGGCCCAGUCGGUACAUGGGAUCAGAUUUCUCCUUAUUUAACAGGUAUUGGUUAUUCGUGUAUAAUGGUAUCCUAUAUAGUUUGUAUUUACUACAAUACAAUCAUAUCCUGGUGCCUUUAUUACUUUGCACUCAGCUUCCGCUCGGAACUUUUAUGGGCAAAAUGUCCAAAUGAAACUGCAGCUUCAAAAGAAUGUAAUCUAGCAGGACCGAGUGCGUACUUUUGGUACAGAUCAACUUUAGAUGUCUCUUCAUCCAUUGAAGAAUCUGGGUCACUACAGUUACACUUAGAAUUGUGUCUGUUCUUCGCUUGGUUAAUAGUAUUUUUGUGCAUGAUUAAAGGCAUACAGUCUUCAGGAAAGGUUAUCUACUUUACUGCUACAUUUCCAUAUGUUGUUCUGAUAAUAUUUUUUUUCCGCGGAGUUACGCUGUCAAACUUUUAUGUCGGCCUUAAACACCUGUUUAUACCAAAAUUUGAAAAGUUAGCAAAUCCACAAGUAUGGCUUGAAGCGGCAACACAGAUUUUCUAUUCAUUAAGUCUUGGUUUUGGUGGUUUGAUGGCCAUGUCAUCAUAUAAUCCUCUCAGAAACAACUGCUAUAAAGACACAUUCAUUGUUGUUUUCGUUAACUGUGGAACAUCAGUAUUUGCCGGCAUUGUCAUUUUCUCUAUAUUAGGUUUUAAAGCUUACAAAAGUUUUGAAGACUGUCAAAGUAGACUCAUGGAAGUAACCAAGAACAUGACGAAGGAAGCUCCUUUCACUUGUGAUUUGGAUAAAGAAUUAGAAAAUACAGCUGGAGGACCAGGUUUGGCGUUUAUUGCUUUCACUGAAGCAAUAAACCAGUUUCCAGUUUCACCACUUUGGGCAAUCCUAUUCUUCUUGAUGUUGCUAGCCCUUGGGUUAGAUUCGAUGUUUGGCACUCUCGAGUGCAUUACUACAUUGGUCACAGAUUCUGGCAAAUAUCCUUUCCUUCGACAGAAUCGAUUUUUUAUACCAGCUGUUUUGUGCCUAACAUCAUUUUUGAUCUCACUCAGUUUUGCAGCCCAGUCGGGUAGUUAUACGUUUGUGCUCUUUGAUGAAUUCACCGGUGGAUUACCAUUGCUUUUUAUAGCAUUUGCUGAAGUUAUGUCUGUCUCAUAUAUUUAUGGCCUCAGCAAAUUUGCUGAUGACAUUCAUGUAAUGGUUGGAACACGUCCUAGUUACUUCUGGCUAAUAAUGUGGAAGUAUAUAUCCCCGCUUGUAAUGAUGAUCAUAUUAUUAGCUAGUUUAAUAAAAAUGAUAAUAACUGGCAUGACUUAUGAAGUUUGGGAUAAAGAUACGGCCACCAAAAUUAAAACAAAAUGGCCCGGAUGGUGUUUGUUCAUCGGUUCGUCAUUCGUUAUCCUUAUACUUAUUUGGAUUCCAUUAAUAUUUAUAAUAAAGAGGUUUAAUAUCAUUAAUUGGAAACCUGAUACAAAAGUGUCUUUCCCCAAAGAAGAACUGAGGGCAGAAAAGAAUUUGCAACCAUACGAGAUGAAAGACUGGGAGAAAAAAUAUCUUUUUAUAUUUGAAGAUCUUUAGAUAAAUACGACUUUUAAUAGAGUAUACACAUACACAUAUAUGUAUAUGAGUGUGUGCAUGAGUAUUUGUGUGUUGUGUGUGCGUAUGUAUAUAUGUAUAUAGAUAUGGGGUGGUGGUAAAUGUAUAUAUUUGUGUGAAACAGCUCGAUAGAGUUUAUAUUAUGCAUAUAUUACAUAUAUAUUUGGUCAAUAAGGGAGUUUUAUGUCGCUGCCUUCAUUUGCACCACCUGCAGCGAGAUGGGUUCAUCUGGGACUCUCGACAGAAAGAUAUACAGUUUUGUUUUGAAAACACCUACACUUGUGUCAGAAAUUAAUUAGCACUUCUCAAAUUUCUACAUUUUCUUACAUUUUCUUAAUUUAAU
This is a messenger RNA of Octopus sinensis (East Asian common octopus), 2706 nucleotides long. RefSeq names its product sodium-dependent neutral amino acid transporter B(0)AT3-like. The record is from RefSeq and is a predicted model, not a curated record. Gene Ontology annotation, biological process: sodium ion transmembrane transport. Gene Ontology annotation, cellular component: membrane. Bases 117 to 2345 code for a protein of 742 amino acids. NCBI's taxonomy places the organism in Eukaryota, Metazoa, Mollusca, Cephalopoda, Octopoda, Octopodidae. The transcript has 12 exons.